Molecule: messenger RNA, 12031 nt
Organism: Schistosoma haematobium
Lineage: Eukaryota; Metazoa; Platyhelminthes; Trematoda; Strigeidida; Schistosomatidae
Exons: 2
Coding region: 1-1713 (570 amino acids)
Source: RefSeq, a predicted model, not a curated record
AUGGGAGUUUAUUAUUCUUUAAAUAAAGAAAAUGGUUGUAUUCAUAAUAAGAUUUUAAAAGGGAAAAUUAUUUCAAAUAUUCAUAUAAACAAACGUAAACGUUCUGGAUCACGGAAAUAUUCACAUAAAUCAAAUUCAUAUAUAAUUAAAGUGAUCAAUAUUACUGCUAAUAAUAAAAAUAUCUUAAACCAUAUGAAUACAAGUUCAGAAAGUAAAUCUAUAGAUAAAUCACAAAUUACUUUUAUUUCUUCAAUGAAUUCAAGAGGAUGUAUUUCACCUACUUUACCUAGACGAAAGUCACCAACACAUAUACAUGCCAAAAUUUUUAAUAGUUGUGUUCCGCUAUCUGGUUUACGUCGAUCAUUAUCUCUUCCAAAACAGAACAGUUUAUCAAAUAAGAACCAUUCUCCUGAAUCAAGAUUAGGAAUACCAGGAUCGAAAUGUUUGUCAAGAAACAAUUCAAAGUGUUCAGCAGCAGAGGGAAAUGUUUCACCGAUUGGUGUUGAACUUUCACUUCCUUCUGGUGGUUGUUCUAAAGACCUGUUGAUGAAGUGGAAGAGUGGUAAGCAUGGCCAGUCGUCUCGUGAUAAACGCGAUAAAGAGUUUGACUAUGGUCAAGAUAAUCUUGUAUUCGAGAACUGCUUAGAUUGUAUCGAUGAUCAAACGACAAAUACAACCAUUCUUUCCAGUGAUUACACGUCUUCUAUGGAUGACUGUUCCUCUAUUUUUUAUGAUCCUAUAUUGGCUAAACUUGAAGCAGAAUUACCUGUUCCACCGCCUCCUCCACGUGCUUGCCCACCUUGGCUUAAAGCUGCUCUUGCAAAACAAGAAGCUUUAGGCAAAGAACCAAUACAAAAAUUUGAUUUUAAAGAUAGAUGUUGCGUAUCAUCCUCGUUGCAAUUACCCACAUCUCAGUUAUCCCCUCUUCCAUCUGACUUGGAUCAACAUAAAGCUUUAAGCCUUGGAAAUAGCCGUUUUAAUGUUCGCAUUUAUCCAAUUAUACAAAAUGGAGUAAAAAUAAGUGAUACACACUACUGGCUUCUCGAUCCCCCUCGAUCCAAAACGUUACGCGAUAAUUCUACACUUAUGCGUAGAACAACUGAAUGUUUUCGUGUUCCUCCAUCUUCACCACUGGACAUUUAUUCUACAAUUGACGGUUAUACAAACAUUGAAUCCACCAGUUUAUGUCCUCCAAACGAGUUACCACUCAAAGAUGUUAAACUGAGACGUGGUAAAUCUGAAAAUUGUAAAGAUUCUUUGAAAAAUUUCCAUAGAGAAUUAGUUUUACGUUUGAUGAAAGAAGUUCCACAAGCUACUGAGUCUGAAUGCCAAGCUGUACUAAUAGGCAGCAGUUAUGAUUAUGAAGAAGCUACUAGGAGGUUAAAAUUUGAAUUACUAUGCCGUAAAGGUUAUGUAUCUCGAUCACAUAGUAAACGUUUGUUACAUAAAUAUAAUUGGGAUUUAGAUGCAGCUAUCUCACGAGCUCAUUAUGAAUAUGAAUUUCGAAAAUUAAAACGUCAAGAAAAAGAACAAAUACUAUUUGAUGAUAUAGAUCAAUUAUCAUAUUUUAAUCAAACUAAAGGUUGUAAUAAAUAUUUAACACAUUCAUCAACUUCAUCAGAUUCUUCUUUAUCAAAUUUACCAUGUUCUGUUAAUCAUCAAUCAGUUAUUUCACCAUGGUAUGAUGAAGGUCGAAGAAGUAAUCUAUUUUAAUUGAAUAUUUUCAACUCUGAGAUACAAUGGUAUAGAUUAUUUUAACUUGACAAUUAUUCUGUAUUAAAAGAGUUUAUAUUUGAGAAUAUACAUACGGAUACAUAUAUAUAUACAUCAAUCAUAAUCAUUUCAGAUUAAAAAAAGAAUUAUAAAUAAUGACUUUUCUGUUACCAAAGGUAAAUCAAAUUUUUAUUUAUUUAUUUACAGUUUUCAUUUAUUUAUUCUGUAUCGAUCGAUAAAUUUGUUUCCCCCCUCUCUCUCUCGUGUUACCGGUGUGUUCAUAUGUAUGGAUUGUUUAUAACAGAAGUGUCUUAAAUUAUUCGAUUGUUUGUUGUGUUUGUUUAUUUGGAGACAAGGUGGUUUGAUUGAGGUUCUUAUUAAAUUUACUUACCUUUGCAUAUAUAUUUAAGCAUUUACAAAAUGAUCAAUACGAAAAGGAAAAAAAAAUGUACUUUUCAAAGAUAAUUUAUCUGUAUCAGUGACUCGGUUUAUGAAAAAGAACAAGUGUGCUGUAAGGUGAAUUUUCUUUAUUGUAUACGUUAUUCAGAAUGAGCACACAUACAUACAAAUACAUACAUACAUACACAUAUAUAUCCUCUAAUUGUACAUAAACCCAAACACAAUACUUAUUUAUAUUGGUAAAUUAAUAAGAAAUAAUAAUAAUACUAAUAAUCUAUUAAUAAGAAGUCUAGUCAGUUAGUAUAUUUCUUCUCUUCACAAAGUGAAUUCGUUUUAUGUCUUCUUCUUCUUCUUCUUCACUUUCUAUUCUCUUAAGUUAUUUACUUCUCAUAAUUUAAUCUAUCAUACAAUCAGUACUUUGUAAGAUUACAUUGAAUUAUUAUACUUUGUACAAUUAACUUUUCUGUAUGCUGGCAUGCAAUAAUUGAUCAUAAUAAUAAUAAUAUUAUUAUUAUUACUUUAUAUUGCUUAUUACUCUUUUACUGUUACUACAACUUUUGAUUGUCCAAGUUACAUCAUCAUUAUCAUCGUUAUAAACAUCAUCAUCAUCAUCAUUGUUAUCAUCAUUUAAAUGAGUUUUCUCCUGAUCUCUCUCUUUUUUUCUUUUUUUUUCUUCUAAACAUUGAUAUUACUUAUUUUCAUUGAAUGUCAUGAUACAUAAUUAGUGGAUUAUAUUGUAAAAGUUUUUGUAUAUGCGUUUGUACAUGUACAUGGAUAUAUAUAUACAUAUAUAGAUAUAUAUUUGUGUGUAUGUAUGUGGCCUUAAUCCAUGUUGGUAUAUGUAAGAUAAACAUUAAGUUAUCUACUCGUUCAUUUGUGAAAGAAUCAAAAAAUCACAAAAACAAACCUUGUAUAUUAUUGAUUUUUUGUUGUUGUUUUUUUUCUUGUUUUCGUUAGUGAAAUGUAGAAGCGGAGAAAAAAUGUUGUUUACUUGCCUUGGCAAAUAUUCUCAUUUUUUCGUAUCGUAGAAGAAUAGGAACGAAAAAAAAAUAAUUCUCAGAAGAGGGUUUUGUGGAGAUUUUAGUGAUUUAAUAGUUGAAUUCAUGAGUCCAUUAAAGCUAGACUACCAUGGAAAACCUUGAGGCACUAGACGGCUGUUUCAUCCUAGUAUGGAUUGAUUGAAGUCAGAUAUUAACACCGUUGAAUGCCGAUUCCGUGGUCAAGAGGUUAAGCGUUUGCACACGAAACCGAUAGGUCCUGGGUUUGAAUCUUGCGGGGCGAAAUCGUGGAUGCGCACUGCUGAGGUAUCUCACAAUAGGGCGAAGUGGCCAUCCAAUGCUUCUAGCAUUGAUCCAUUCAUGAUUUCAAUCAAAAUAAAGUCGAUCAAAAAGCAACAAUUACUGAAAAUCUGAAAACUUCUUGAUUAAUAUUUAUUUCAUUUACUCGAGUUCCAUAGAAAAUGAACUACAAAUCCAUCGAAACAUGAUGGAGUUAUUAUAAUUUUAAGCAACAAAGAAGUUCAUCAUAAUUAUUUUCACUUUAUUCCAAAACCACUUCUGAAAAAUAAUCUAAGAUCAACAAAUUUAAUGAGAGAUAGUGGAUGAGUUUUUUAAAUUAUCUCCUAAUAACAUUUUAUUUAUUUAUUUUAACACAGAUAUUGGUACAAGGAGGCACCAAAUACAUAUGCGCCACACAGAUCUCAUUUGAUAUGUAUGAGGGCUGUGAUACUGCCCCGGGUGCCCAAACUGAAGCAAGUGGUUUUCUUGGGGAGCCACACCCGGAGCCUUCGACCUGAAGGUCUGAUCCACAAAGCAGUGGAGCAACGUAAGGAAAUGCAGUCCCAUGGUAGCCGCUGACCAACGAUAGGUUCAUACGCCAUUUGUUCCUUCAGGAUACUAGAACUCAUGUGCACCAUUGGGUUUGGAAUCAGGGUUUUCUAACCCCUCGGCGGACUCCCCGUGUCCACCAACCCGGUUAUAGCGCCGGACGUUCGCUUUUCAUCCUCUCAAUUUCGUAAACAACACCCCCGCCACGAGAAGGCAGUGAGUAGGACUUUCCUAGCAGAGGCUAUAUACGCGUGGCCAUGUGAGAGCAUUUGGAGAGGGAGAUCGGACUCUCCCGACUUUCGGCCGUACCAGAGCAUUUUGGGGGCAAACUGUAUAGUGGAUCAGAACAAAGAGUGAAAAACUUGUAGAAAUUGUUGAUUUGCUGGUACGGUUUAUCUUUUUUUAUUUUCAUGUAUACAUGUACUUGUGUGGCUACAGCUGUGAACAAUUUAGAUGUAUGAAAAUUACUAAUAUGAUUCAGUGGAUAGGAGAAACUAAUGGAAAAUUUUUUCGACAUUAUGGAGUACCUGAGAAGGUCGUCAACAUCAAACGGAAUUCAUACGACAGACUACAAUGCAAAGUCGUGCAUAUAGGAUAACUGACAGACGCAUUCCGAGUGAGGAUCGGAGAAAGACAAGGCUGUCUACUCUCCCCCUCUUUCUUCUGAUGGUUGACUGGAUUACGAAGACCUACACAUCUGACGGGAAGCACGGAGUACAAUGGACAGCUUGGAAUUAACUAGAUGAUUUGGACUUUGCAGAUGACCUAACCCUUCUAUCCUAUGCACACGAACAAAUGCAGAUGCACAUAACUAGUGUAGUUACAGCCUCUGCAUUACUAGGCCUCAACAUACACGAAGGGAAAAGCAAAAUCCUUAAAUACAACACGAAGAACAUCAACCCACUGACACGAUGUAGAAGCUCUGGAAGAGGUGGAAACUUUCACAUACCUGGGAAGCAUCAUCGAUGAACAACGAGGAUCGGAUGCUGACGUAAAGGCAAGGAUUAACAAAGCAAGGACAGCAUUCCUACAACUGGAGAACAUAUGGAACUCAAAACAACUCUCAAUCAAUAUCACUGUCAGAAUCUUCAAUACAAACGUCAAGACAGUCCUACUGUACGGAGCUGAAACUUGGAGAACUACUACAACUAUUAUCAAAAAGUUACAUGUAUUUAUGAUCAAUUGUCUACGAAAGAUACUCAAUAUCCGUUGGUGGGAUACCAUCGACAACAAGGUACUGUGAGAGAGAACAAACCAGCAUUUAGAUGAAGAGGAAAUUGGGAAAAGACGAUGGAGGUGGAUAGGUGAUACAUUACGGAAAUCACCAAACUGCACCACGAGGUAGUCACUAAUUUGUAAUGGUAAAGGGAAGCGGAGAAGAGGAAGACCAAAGAACACACUGGUUAUACUAGUAUCGUUUAGUAGUACCUAUCAGUAGAAUUCCAAGCAUUCCUUUGUAUUAUUUGACGCUAAUUAGUUUGAUACAUUUGAGAUACCCCGUUGAUAUCUUAUAUCCUGAAAACUGGACUCUACAAACUGUACUUCAAACAUCAAAUUCAGUCAAUUAUUAGUGACGUACAGCCUUGAAAAGAGGUGUAAUGGCCCAAGUCCCCAUACGAUUUCGGGAUGACCAAAAAAAUUAACAGGAAACAUUCCAAAAGCUAUCAAAGUAAUAUGAUAAUAAUGAUAUUGAGAAAGACUGAACAUCGGGAAUAUAGUUUUAAAAAAACAGAAUGGGAAAGCAUACAUCUAGGAAUACUGGGACUUAACAUCUAGUAAAGGAUAAAGAAUGAAAACAUUUGUACCACUAUGAGUGAUUCCGACCAACACCACCCAAAGUCUCCGGUCAUUGAUUGCUGUUAUCGCGUAAAACUAAACCAGCAUGGCUCAGACCAAUAGUUAGUGACUUCAUGAACUGAUACCACGUUUUGAUUUGGGUACUAUUAGCUUUCUUCGCACCAACUCCUACACCGGAAAAUAUUACAUUUUGAGGUGGGUAGUGGUUAGAUAUGUGUAACACAUCCUGAUCACCUCAGUUGAUGAAAAUUUAAAACCGCACCAACAGAUUUCCCACCUUUACCUAAUAUAUUAUGUCUAACGUCGAUAUUGGCCACUCGGUUUUUCCACGAAAGGCGAGUUGUGCUGUAAAGAUACUUAUGAUCAAGAUCAUGUAGCCUACUUACGUCUUUUGAUUUCAGAUUACAUACUUAACGGCUGUAAAGUAAAACAAAGCUUUCUGAAUCCAUUUCGAUGCUUUAUCAAAAGCCAACAUUAAAUUGCUAUUAUUCAAUAAGUUCAAUAGUAACAGGGAAUUAUAACUAGAUGCGAGGUGUCUUGUGUCAAUUGUUGGAUUUGGUGGUUUAAAUUACAAAGUUGUCUUGUUUAAGAGAACACUGAAUACGAGGAAUUAUUUCUUAAACAUAACCUAAGUCAUCUAAUUGGAUAUAUACGUCAAUUUUUUAAACAUAUGUAAUACAGUGGCAAAGCGAAAAAUAAGUAGAGACUCAGCUAAACAUGACACUUAAAAAACUGAAUAAUCACAGAAUACGACUUUAAGAAGUGGUAUUUUCAAAGGAGAACUCUUCUUUGUCAUUAGCCAUCAAAGAUAGACUUUUUCAUGUUUGUUAUGAACCUUUCAGUGGAGUAUACAUUCAGUAAUCCUAUAGCUAAAUCUAUUGAGUAUGAGCUCAACAGUUAUUGAUUUCUAAUCUCGGUUGUAAUACAGACUAACUGUCAUUCAAAAACUCAAUCAUAGGUGCUUUUUAGUGUCUUCUUCCAAAACAUGUUUCAUAAAUUCCGACUGAAGUAUAUUUCUCAUAGAACGGUUUCCCAUCGAGUACUUAGGAGUGAUGGAUAGUUACUUUAUCUUAGUAUAUGACCCCACAAUCGAUGCUCACAAUUCCAUCAUGGAUCUAAUCAAGGACCUGACUAGUGAAGAUCACGUACAUAUGGAGUGAAACGGUUGUCACAAAUACCACUGAUUAAUCGUCAAGCUACAUCGUGAUUUAUAGGCAGAUAUGGAUGGUGGCUAGCAGUGGAAUCCAGGAAACGCGUUUCGUCCAACUUGGGACUCGUCAACUGGAUGUACUUGCAUUCCAGAUUUGAUGGGAGAUUCAAACGACUAAUACGAAAAUGAACUACAUCGUGAACUGUUUAGAGUUGGAAAUUUGUAGAGGCCAACCCUAUCAUUCUAACGAUUAAGCAAUCACUAUAUGGCCUGAAAGUUCUAAUAUAAUCAGAAAACCUCCAAUUAAAAUAGGUAGGAAUUAAUUACAAAAAUAAACUAUGAUAUUGUUAUAUCUUCACAUUGACAAUUCAUAUAUUGGGAUUCCCGGUUAGCCUAUAGUAAAUUACCUUUCGAAUAAUUGAAGAUCUUUCUAAUGCGAUGCAACUAUGGGAACCCGAAUAGACCACACGUCCAUCACACAACAACACUUCAGCGUUAAUAAUCCACAGGCUAACAGAGUUGGGUAGACUUAUAGGGUAAAUUUAUAUUCGAUUUCGGCCUUAGAGAACGUAACAAACUUAACAGACUAAAAGCGAUGGCAACCAAUCAGGAACUAAGAAGUAGGAAAAUGUCAUCUAGAUUACUUUUUAGAAAGAACACUAAAUUGUCUGAACUUUUCGCAGCAAAUAUCUAGUUAAAUUCAAAUAAACCACUAAUCAUAGUUGUAACUGUAUUUAUUUUUCUAGCCAAAUACACAUUAGAUUAUUUUACCAAGACAGUCUACUAAUACAAUAACAUUUUGCUAAUUAUGAAUUCAUUAAAAAUCGACCAAAAAUCAACUUAUAGACUAUUCCAUAUGAGAUAUUUUCAUUACUGUAACAAUAUAUUCAUAAACUGUAUCAGGUACCUAGUAAUAUUGUUUGUUUCAAUGAUUAAUUAUAUUAAUUUUAAUAGUUGAGAUAAUAAGUUAAUUGAAGCUAGACCAUCAUGGAAAACCUGGAAGCAUUGGACUGCCGUUUCGUCCUAUUAUGGGACUCCUCAGUAGUGCAUAUUCACGAUCCCACCUUACGAAAUUCAAACCCAGGACCUACCGGUUUCGUGAGCGAACGCUUAACCCCUUCUGAUACUAAUUAAUUAUAUAUUAAAAACAGAAGAAGAUUGACAGUGUAGUCUAUAAAUUUUUAAAAAAAGAUGUGUAAAUUUCUAUAAUUUUGAAAGUGUAACAUUCCAAUACUUCGUUAAGGAUUAAAAUAUUUUAAUCAGUAAGCACAUUUAACCUAAAUACAUGAUGAGCAUAUGUAACACAAUUUACCUUUUAUGUGAUCUAAAAAUAACCAUCAUAUUCUACUGAACAGUUAUGAUGACAUAAGAAUCUAUCUUAUUCUAAGUAACUCAGUAAUAAUCUUCUUACCUGUUAACUUGAAAGUGAAUUGAUGAUGAUCAAUUUUCAGUCAUCAGGUUUUUAAGUCUCAACUUUUCACCAAUUUCAAUAUGGAAAACUGAACAAUAUAAUUAACCUACGCAUAAAUAAAACUCCACCUGGGGCUACUGCCAGUCCCAAGCCUGUACUUGAUAACUGAGUAAAAUGUAAAGUUUAAGUAUCACUUAAAGUUUUAUUACAAUCAUGAAUCGUUAUAAUUUCAAUUGUACAGCUCUAAUUACACCACAACUAAAUUUGUAAAUUAAAUAUAUUUUGAAUGAAGAUAUAUAAAAUUGACUGUCAGCUUAUGUCUAGAUUGGAUGUUUUAAUAUUUCAGUAAUGAAUUAUUUGGUAAAAAAAAGGAAACUAACCGAAGUAACGAGAAAUCAGUGUAAAGGCGAACUAUUAACCGCUAACGUGUUUAAACUUAGAUGAUGUCAUAUUUCAUAUCGCAGCUUUUAAAGUGACCUCUUUAUCCAUGAAUCAAUUAUACAGUUAAAACGUUUUAUUCAACCAAUAAACAUUGAUAGAAGCAUUUUAACAGUUCCAUGAAAGACUAAUAAAACUUGAGUAAAACGUUUCAUCGUAUAGGUACAGCUCUUUUCAUAGUGUGACAUGGCUAAACUCCUCAGGUAACAAAUAUAGGUGUGUAUAUCUUCUGUAUUGAUGUAUAUCUUCUUCAUGUUGUCAAAAUAUGCAACAGUCUUUCCUUUGAAAUGAAAUGGUCAACUGAUUUUACAGUACAAGAAAUUACCACUAUGUUGUGUUAAGCUGUGACUGGGGAGGGGGCUUCUGCCGGUCACAAGCCCGGAUAAAGGAGGAGGUUUGGGUAUAGAGUUAGCAACCACAUACCGUACAAAACUAACUCGCUAAGUAAACGCUGACCAGAAAAACUUAUUCAGACAUUUUAAACUCUGCCCUGUGAAUCAGAAGGUCUUCGUUUAGAAGAGUUAUGACGCCUCAUCACGAAAGCCGACUUCUUUCGGAAGUCACGAGGCUGAUGCCUCUUCUGACAACCAGAGCAACCAUUAAUUGAGGUACAUAUGGGAGAGUCUUCCAAAUCGCUGCAGAAAUGAGGAGAUGCAACCUAGAGGUGCUUGGGAUCAGUGAAAAACAUUGGACGCAAGUCGGACAACAACAACUAACUUCAGGAGAGCUUCUGUUAUACUCCGGCCAUGAAGAAGAAAAUGCCCCAACCAAGGUCAGGAUUUUCAAUACAAAUAUCAAGACAGUUCUACUGUAUGGGGGGAAACUUGGAGAACUACGAAAGCCCUCAUCAUCCAGAAGAUACAGGUGUUUAUUAACAGUUGUCUACGUAAAAUACUUCGGAUCCGUUGGCCGGACACUAUUAGCAACAACCUACCGUGGAAGAGAACAAACCAGACUCCAAUGGAGGAAGAAAUCAAGAAGAAGCGCUGGAAGUGGAUAAGACACACAUUGAGGAAAGAAACCAACUGUGUCACGAGACAAGCCCUCACUUGGAAUCCUCAAGGCCAAAGGAGAAGAGGAAGACCAAAGAACACAUUACGCCGGGAAAUGGAGAUAGACAUGAGAAAAAUGAACAAAAACUGGACAGAACUGGAAAGAAAGGCCCAGGACAGAGUGGGUUGGAGAAUGCUGGUCGGCGGCCUAUGCUCCAUUAGGAGUAACAGGCGUAAGUAAGUAAGUAACUAUUCUUUACAAUUGACAAAAUAACAAUCUAUGAUAAUUAAAACCUUUAUACUUACUCACUUGAUUAACAUUUAAUAUAAACUGAAGUUGAAUAAAACUUUUCUAUUUACUUAUCAUAUUAAUGGCAUCAAGUUCAACGUACUGUCCUCUUAUACACAUAUUAAGUUAAACCUGAAAAUAAACUUGAAUACAAUGAAUUUUCUGACAACAGAAAUCAAUCGAUAAAAGGUCGAAUAAAAAUAUAAAAAAAUUAUCAUAUAAGAGAUUAUUAUCAGAAGGGGUUUGUGGAGAUUUUAAAAAUUUCACAGAUUGAAAUCAUGAGUCAACUGAAGCUAGACCACCAUGAAAAACCUCAAAGCACUGGACGGCCGUUUCGUCCAACUAUGGGACUCCUCAGUAUGAACCUACCAACAUAGAUCAGUCUAAUAGUCAGUCAUUUCAUAAAAUGAUACCAUAUCUCGGUCUGACCAUCUGUAGUUUUCUUCUAAUCCACUUUUACACCAGGUAACAUCAUAUAUUAGGGUAGAUGUGUUUCAAUCACCUUAUUCAACGAAAACCACUGAUAAUUCACUUUCUUUAGUGUUCGUAGACCUAGCACUAAUGUACUAAAACGAAAUAUCUAUCCAGUAUCCAAUUGUUCAUAAUAUUUAUCUAGGCAAAUUCAAUUUGUGACGUUACCUAUAUUCAAAUGAAACAACUUGCAUAAGCCUAAUGUUAUAUAUGUUAUAAAUAGGACAAACUAGUUCUUGGGACCAGAGGCAAACUCAAAUUCUCACGACACAAGGAAAAAGACCAAGACUGAUGGCAGAUGAAGAUUUUAUUUAUCCUUCAAAAAAAGAACAGGACAACAAUUCUUACUAACUAACUAGACUCAUUCUUGUAUAGAUUAUACUGACAUGUGAUAAUUAGUCACUGAAUAUAUCAUGUAGAAAGCAGAAAUAAAUAUAGCUGUGGAAUAACAUGAAUUCAUUUUAGUUCUCCAGAUUCAUAUCAUAAUACGCUUAAAUCAAGCUUAUGAGAUUUUUGAUUGAGAUCAUGAACCGAUUGAUGUUAGACCACCAUUGAAAACCUGGAAGCAAUGGACGGCCGUUUCGUCCUAGUAUGGGACUCCUCAGCAGUGCGCAUCCACGAUCCCGCUCACGAGAUUCGAACCCAGGGCCUUCACUCUUGCGCGCGAACAUUUAACCUGCUGGACCACUCAGCCGGCAUCCAAUGGUGUUAAUAUCUAACCUCAACCAAUCCACGAAGUUGCUGAACCUAUAGUGAUUAAGCGUCUGAGAUUAGAUUUGUAGAGGUUAAUUCACCUAUAUCUAACUCCAAUAAAUAAUAUCCCUUUAACUAAGUAUUUGCGCAGACCAAAUAUCCUAGUAGUAUCAUAAAUUUACUCCAGAUUAUUGAAAAGUCAAAACAUCAGUUGUAUGAAUAGUGUAUUGUUAAUAAUUGAUAAAAUCCGCAGGCAACACAGAAAGCAAGCACAAAGAGAAAUGACUAAGAGAGAGAGAGUAGAGAGCAAAGCGAACGAACCAACUCAAUUUAAUCAAAAGUGAAUCGAUAUCCCUAGUCAGACAAAAAUAAGUUACAGAUAUGUGAUAAGUAAUAUAAGAAAUGCACCCACAUAAGCCUACAUUAAAAAAGCAGUCAAAGUUGAUAAGUGAAUAAUUAACAAAGUCAAAAAUAUGACUCAAGAAGAAUGAAUAAACUGGCCUGUCCACAAGCUAGAAAAAGCUUGACAUAGCAACCGACACUACAGAUUCAUGUGUUCAAAAAGAAACAGUAAUAAAUCUGCAUUACAUCCAUUUUAUUGCAUCAUUCUUUAUUUAAACUUUCCCAAGUUUCAUUUACGUCAUUUUCAUUUCUCUUGAAUUCAUCGUUUUAAUUUUGAAUAUCCGAAUUUAACUCAUAUUAUUUCACUGGUUGAAAUCAUGAGUCAAUUGAAGCUAGACCACCAUGGAAAACCUCGAAACACUGGACGGCCGUUUCGUCCUAGUAUGGGACUCCUCAGCAGUGCGCAUCCACGAUGAGCAAUCUGUGAAAUUUCUAAAAUCUCUACAAACC